Messenger RNA from Podospora pseudopauciseta, 1180 nucleotides. RefSeq lists its product as uncharacterized. Bases 1 to 627 code for a protein of 208 amino acids. The record is from RefSeq and is a predicted model, not a curated record. The transcript has 2 exons. Lineage: Eukaryota; Fungi; Ascomycota; Sordariomycetes; Sordariales; Podosporaceae.
AUGAACAUCAAAAUGUAUUCGGUGCUGUCGGUGAGGCAGCUCCACUGGUACCUCACGCUGGUGGUGCUGCUCACCGUUGGCAUCCAGGCACAUGACAGCGGGGACUGCCUCUCUGUUGCCCUCGUGGCCAUUCCCGAUUGCGCCAAAACCUGCUUUCUGGAGCAGGCCCCAUCUAUCGGCUGCGAUGGCUUGGACUUUGUCUGCCAGUGCAAGAAGCAAGCAGCAUUUUACGCAUCAGUGGAGGCAUGUGUUGUUGAUGCAUGCGAGGCGUCAGAAUAUGAGAAGGUGAUUGAUGGUGUUGGGACUGUGUGCGAGUGUGCUGUCGAUGCCAAAGAUCACGACCAUGCCAGUUCUGCCUCUUUGGACUCGGCAUCGUCGACUUCAUUCAUCAGCUCUCCACCCACAGCUGCACCAUCAGGGGAGCCAUCUGCCCCUCCAGUGGUGAUUGUCACCACUACCACCGACGUGGAGGAUGGUGACGACAGCUCCCCAACAGAGACCACCUCUGCGCCUACUGAGACCUCUCCCCUAGUGGAGGCUGAAAACGGGGCGGACCACACCUCAACCUCGAGACUUGGCCUGAUGGCUACUGUCUUUGGAGCUGCCUUGGCUUUUGCCCUCCUCUGAAUCAGCAAUCUGGUAUGAAGGCCAGACCAGAAAGUUUCCGAUGAACGAUAUACCGAUCAUGAAUGAGACGACAACGACGACCAACUACGAUGACAACGACCACAACGCCACUUUCCUAACGAAUCUGUACGACAUGAUGAUACCCAUACACAUUACCCACGCAUAGUGUUUCACUCUUCUUGAGAAAUCUUUUCCUUGGAUGACGUCUCUCUCAUGUAUAUAAAAAGCAUGUUCUUGACCCGAGUGUCAACAACGGAGCUUCUAUGAAGCUUCAUCUGCAGUCUUUUCCUUUGUUUACGUAGUCAUGAUGUCUCUUCAAUAAAUGUACCGCCAUCGAGUGUUGAUGCUUUGUUCAUAUAUCACCUUUUCACCUGAGGCCCUGAAUUAACUGGUUUCGUUGGAUUUUGGAGGGUAGCUACGGUUCUUUGCCUAGUACACAAGACGAACAAUGGCAUUCUUCUACGGCGCUGCUCCUUGUUCACCCAACAGGGCUGCUUCCCUUAGGACAACUGCAGGCAGAGACUGAGACAAUAGCAUUGUGUUUGGGACGCCA